Neomonachus schauinslandi (Hawaiian monk seal) is the source of this 1886-nucleotide messenger RNA. RefSeq names its product Cbl proto-oncogene C (gene CBLC). Gene Ontology annotation, molecular function: ubiquitin protein ligase activity; phosphotyrosine residue binding; calcium ion binding. The record is from RefSeq and is a predicted model, not a curated record. Gene Ontology annotation, cellular component: plasma membrane; membrane raft. Gene Ontology annotation, biological process: negative regulation of epidermal growth factor-activated receptor activity; cell surface receptor signaling pathway. NCBI's taxonomy places the organism in Eukaryota, Metazoa, Chordata, Mammalia, Carnivora, Phocidae. The transcript has 11 exons. The coding region runs from base 54 to 1544 and encodes 496 amino acids.
GGGCCGCACCUUUGCCCACCGCCCGCCUACCUCCCGCGGCUCCCGAGGGCCCCAUGGCUGCGGCGGAAGCCCCCUGGGGGUGGCAGUGGGGAGAGGCCCGCGCGCUCGGCCGGGCGGUGAGGCUGCUGCAGCGCCUGGAAGAGCAAUGUGGGGACCCCCGGCUUGCCUCCAGUCCCCCCUCGCUGCCAGACCUGCUGCCCCGCAUCGCGCAGCUGCUGCGCCAGGUGGCCCACGCCCGGCGGGCGGCACGUGGGGACGACGCCGAGGGUCCCGGUGGUGCGAGGGACUUUCUCAUCGUCUACCUUCACAACCUGGAGGCCAAGAGCAGGCAGGUGGCGGCACUGCUGCCACCCCGGGGUGGGAGGAGUGCCAAGGACCAGCUCUUCCGGGAGGGCUCCAGACUCAGGCGACAGCUGGCCAAGCUGGCCCUCAUCUUCAGUUACAUGCAUGCGGAGCUGGGCGCACUCUUCCCCAAGGGAAAGUACUGUGGACACACGUACCAACUCACCAAGGCCCGGGCCCACACCUUCUGGAGGGAGCACUGUGGAGCCCGGUGUGUGCUGCCCUGGGCUGAGUUUGAGUGGCUCUUGUGCACGUGCCACCCAGUGGAAUCUGGCUGCACGGCCCUGGCCUUGCGCUCCACCAUUAACCUCACCUGCAGCGGCCACGUGUCCAUCUUCGAGUUUGACCUUUUCACCAGGCUCUUCCAGCCGUGGCCAACACUCCUCAAGAACUGGCAGUUCCUGGCGGUCAACCACCCGGGCUACAUGGCCUUCCUCACAUAUGAUGAGGUCCAAGCGCGUCUGCAGACCUACAGAGACAAGCCAGGCAGCUACAUCUUCCGGCCCAGCUGCACUCGCCUGGGUCAAUGGGCCAUUGGAUACGUGAGCUCAGAUGGCAGCAUCCUGCAGACCAUCCCUCUCAACAAACCCCUGUUCCAAGCACUCCUGGACGGACAAAAGGAAGGCUUCUACCUCUACCCAGAUGGGAAGAACCACAACCCAGACCUGACUGAGCUCUACCAGAUGGAACCCCAUCCGUACAUCCAUGUGUCAGAGGAGCAGCUGCAGCUAUACUGGGCCAUGGACUCCACGUUCGAACUCUGCAAGAUCUGUGCUGAGAGCAACAAGGACGUGAAGAUCGAGCCCUGUGGGCACCUGCUCUGUAGCCGCUGCCUGGCCACCUGGCAGCACUCCGACAGCCAGACCUGUCCCUUCUGCCGCAGAGAGAUCAAGGGCCAAGAGGCUGUGAGUAUCCUAUCCCAAGUGAGGCCACCGGAAGCCAGGGCCACUGCUGAGGACCCGAAAGAGAGCAGUGACCAGGAAGAUGGGGAGGAGGAGCUGGGGCAGGUGGUUUCCUCAGCUCCCCCACUGCCCCCUCAGCUGAGUGCAUCCCCAGCUAAAGGCCAGCUGAAAGUGGCACCUCUGGCCCUCCCCAGACUUCAGGGCCCUCUUUCCUUUCCAAGAUUUAAGACUGUGGCCUUGGCCCCAUGGCAAAUCACCUCCAGCCCUCAGGCCAGGGAGGGAGCCCCAGGAAACUCCUAAGGGAAAAGUCACCCCUCCGGCUGCCCCUGGGGGGGCCCAUGAUCGCUGCCCAGGCAUGGGGGCCGGUGAGUCUACUCCAGCCCAGCCCCGGCCAGGUUCCCUCCCUUGGCCUGGCCCUGCCCUUGUCCCCCAACCUGGCUGUGAUACUAUCUAACCCCCCUCUCUUUCUGCCUCGCAGGGCCCCAAAUGUGCUGCUAAAGGGAGCCCCAGGGGCUAGAAGGGGUUUGUGACUAAUAAAGUGCCAAGCCUUGUUGUCCUCUGAUAUGUGGAGAAAGUGCAGCAGGCACUAGGGGGCAGCUUGACCUGGGGGGGGGGGUGUCCCUGAGGCCUGAUCAUCCCCCC